GUUAGAGUGGCCAAGGCAGGUCUGGAACAGAUGAGGGUCUGUGGACGGUCAGCCCACACCAGAAUCUCCUGAAAGUGCGUGUCUGAUGGCCCCUGCAGUCCAAGCCGCCAGAGACUGCAUCUCUUCAGCUUCCUGGCACUAUCUUACAUGAAAAGUACAUCCCGAGUCGCUGUGUAUCCUCAGUGACCCUUUUCUGCAACCAUUCCUUCCCUCCCGCCUCCGCAGGAAACAGAUCACACUCCUAGAUUCGGGACCCCACAGGGCUCCUGGGCAGGCAAAUGGGAAUCUCACACUGGGGGGAGGCAGGAGCCUCUGGGCUCACAUUGAUGUGGAGCUGGGAAAUUUGGGGUCUUGGCGAAAGAGGAUCCCCUACACAAGCAUCUCUCCUGUAUUUCCAGUUCAUAGACAGUGUCUGCAUAUGUGAGUCUCCCACGCCAGGUCCUCACCCUGCCUUCACACUUGUGCAGACCUACCCCUACCCACACUUGCGAAAGGCCUACCCCUUUCCUUCCCGAGGGUGUCCUGAGGGCAUGGGUCUGCACCCUGCAGCCUGGUGUGGGGCUGCCUUGUCUGUCUCAGGCUCCUCACAGCCUCUAUGCAAUUAGCUUCACUUCAGCACAGCCCGGUGAGGACGUUAUGCAGGCGCUCAGAACCUUGGUCUACUUUCUCUGGCAUGUUGCAAGUGCUCAGUGCUUGGUCGUGGAAUUAAUGCGAAGAUAACCCUGUCUGCUGAAUGGUGGGUCUCACACUCUAAUUUGCCUGUUUUAUAGAGAAUUUUCACAGAGAGUUUGCCUGACCCGAGGCUCACGUGUUUGAAAUUCACCCUGACUAGCUCGACUCUCUCUGGCUCUCUGCUGCUGGCCUUGUCUGUCUGAAGGAGCUGGAGGUAGAUUGCCAUCACGCUCACUAAUGGCAUCAGUGAUAGUUGAAGUUGAUUCUCUCCUCCAGGGCCAAGUUCAGCAGGAAGCAGAGAGAGGAACUGGCCUCCAUGCUCCCAACAGUGGCCUGCAUCCACAGAGGCUUGUUCCGUUCCUGUGCUGGACUCUCUGUGCGCAUGACCAGCAGUGGGAUAGGCCAAAAGGGCAUCCUGGCCAAUCGGGUGGCCGUGGUCACGGGGUCCACUGAUGGGAUCGGCUUUGCUAUCGCCAGGCGCCUGGCCCGGGAUGGGGCCCACGUGGUGGUCAGCAGCCGGAAGCAGCAGAACGUAGACCGGGCAGUGGCGGCGCUGCAGGGGGAGGGGCUGAGUGUGGUGGGCACCGUGUGCCACGUGGGGAAGGCCAAGGACCGGGAGCGACUGGUGGCCACGGUCGUGGAGCACUGUGGGGGUCUCGACUUACUGGUGUGCAGUGCAGGUGUCAACCCGCUGGUGGGAAGCACCCUGGGGGCCAGUGAGCAAGUGUGGGACAAGAUCCUGGAAGUGAAUGUGAAGGCCCCGGCCCUGAUACUGAGCCAGCUGCUGCCCCACAUGGAGAAGAGGGGGUAGGUUGCAGGGUGGGGGUGGGGACUGGUGGGGAGCCAGGGCAUGAACUGAGUCUAGAGAACAUGGGGCCAUAGCCGGGAGGGGAGGACAAAAGAGGUGUCCCUGAGGCCUCCACAUCCCCCUCCCUCUGUUCUGCCUCACCUUUUGUACAGCUAUGGCUUCUAAUUCUAGUGGCUGUAUGAUGAGGGUGAUGUCCAGGGGCUCAGGCAUGCUCUCGUUGGCCUUGACAUCACCAUGUUUGGGAAAGGGCUGUGCUUUUAGCUCCUUAGCCUUGGGCAGGUCAUUUUCACCCUCACCUACUCUGAUUCUCUCACAGCUGGACAAUGCCUUUUCACCAGCUUACAGUCUGGGACAGGGUCUGCCCCUUUGCUCCCGGCAGGGAGAGGUCCAUCCCACGCCCCUCCUCACUCCCUGCUUCUCAGUCUCCAGGGAGCCUGCUGUUCUAGGCAGGACCUGUUCUAGGUCCUGCAUAUCUGACUGCACUCCACACAUAGUCUCAGGGGUCUGAGGUUAGGGACUUGGGCCACCACCUCCCUCAGCAUGUAGCUACUCCUCCAGUAUGUCCUCCAUGCAGACAUACCCUUCAGGAACUGGCCUGGGGACUGUCUUGGAUAGAAGGAAAAAUUCCUGACUCUCAUUUCUUGUCUCUUCCAGCCCCAUCUACUUGUUAGAGGCCGCCCAUUGAUAGGCAUUCACUGUCACCAAGGCCACUCUGCCCCCUUUCCCAAGCACCUGGCUGUCUGUUCUUCACUACCCCAGGGAUAGGCAGAAGAGUGUAAUGGUUCAAAGUAGAGACAUUGGGUCAGAGAGAGAUAGGGUUGGAUUCCCAGCUCUGCCACUUAUUGGCUCUGUUGCUAAGCCCUGCUGAGCCUGUUUGCUCAGCUGGGAAAUGGGGAUAAUAACAGGAACUGUAUGGCUGUUGUGAGGACCACAUUAUUCAAUGACUAUAAUCAUUAAAAUGUUAUAAUUAUAAUUUUUUAUCUUUUAGAAAUAAUAGUGGCACCUAAGUCCGUGGUAAGUUAUUGGUUUCCUGUCUCCCCUGUGUCUGUCUGUCUCUCAGGAGGGGGCGGUCAUCCUGGUCUCCUCCGUUUCAGCAUAUGUACCACAUGUGGUGAGUUGUUGCUUAUGUGCUCCUGGUAGGAUUAGGGGAAGGGGUCCCCACAACGCCACAGGGACAACGUUUGGGAUAGACCCACACUUUACUCCUGCUGCCCUAGGCUGAGCUGAUGCCCAUGUGGCUGCUGGGUCCCUCAGAUCCAACUUCUGUUCUCAGACCAGGCUGGGGAGAGUGUGUCUGAGUUCUGUGCUUGGGCCAGGGUGGGAUCAUCUGUAGGAGAGAAAUCCAACUGAUGUGUUCCUCUGCUUCCCUAUAUCCUUAAAAAAAUUUUUUUUUAAGUUUAUUUAUUCAUUUUGAGAGAGACAGUGUGGGAGGGAAGAGAGAGAGAAUCCCAAGCAGGUUCUGCACUGUCAGCACAGGCCCUGAUGUGGGGCUCAAACCCAUGAACCAUGAGAUCAUGACCUGAGCCGAAGCCAAGAGUCGGACACUUAACCGACUGAGCCGCCCAGGUGCCCCUGCUUCCCAAUAUCCUAAUCACUGUCUUGAUUCCCUUCCCAGGAGCUGGGUCCCUACAACAUCAGUAAGACGGCCCUGCUGGGCCUCACCAGGACACUGUCAUUGGAGCUGGCCCCCAAAGGCAUCCGGGUGAACUGCCUGGUUCCAGGAAUAAUCAAGACUGACUUCAGCA
Molecule: messenger RNA, 3225 nt
Organism: Felis catus (domestic cat)
Lineage: Eukaryota; Metazoa; Chordata; Mammalia; Carnivora; Felidae
Gene: DHRS2
Product: dehydrogenase/reductase 2
Exons: 4
Coding region: 989-1483 (164 amino acids)
Molecular function (GO): carbonyl reductase (NADPH) activity
Source: RefSeq, a predicted model, not a curated record